AUGACAUCCACGGGCUUCUACACGCUCGACGAUGGCGCGUUAGAGCUGCUGCAGACGCUGUACGCGAGUGUGGACGCUGCGGACGAGUGUGCAGAUGCUGCGUCCACUCCUGUAGCGUACUUGGGUGACUCUUGUCGUGAAAACAGUCGCGUUGAGACGCGUGUGGACUCUGUAGAGCACAAGGGAAUUCGUCUCCACAAUUGGGUCAUUGGCUCAAAUAAGACCCAUAUUACGCCUAUCGACACCGUCGACGAGAUCGGUAAAGCGGCCAAGCUGACGCCGCCCGAGAUGGUGUUCGGAAAGAACCAGUUAGUGAUCUAUCACGAGCUAUCGGGAGUGUGCUGCAGUUUUCUGGCAGUCGAAGCUCUAAAGGGUGCGCACUUUCCUCCGCCGAUGAGUGACCAAGCGCAGGAUAUUGUGGCCAAUAAGCAGCUCAAGGUCGCUAUUGCCAAGCACAACACGAACAAAGAGGAAGUGAAAGAGCUGGACAUUACGUACGACUGGACGUACUCGACUGACUAUAAGGGCUCGCUACAACGCUUUAUGCAGUCGAAGGGCUCGCCUGUUACAUUGACGAGACGGGGCGACGAGGUUAAGAUUGAAGCUACAGCGGAACGCAUUGAUUAUGAAAAGCUGAAGGAGCGAGAGCCUAUUCUUUGGUUCGAAGAUGUCAGUCUGUAUGAAGAUGAACUUCACGACCAUGGCAUUUCCGCCAUGUCGGUGAAAGUGCGCGUGAUGUCGUCGGGAUUCUACGUGUUGUCACGCUACUGGAUGCGAUUGGAUCACGUUGUUGUACGUCUGCAUGAGACGAGGAUCCACCACCUCUUCGGUAGCGAUCACUUCAUACGCGAGUACACGCGUAAAGAAGACCAAUUUGACGCACUGUUCUCCAAAGGUCAUUCGAAAAACAUGGCCAACUAUACGAACAUCGAUACGUACCAGCACCUAUUGUCUGUGCGUGAAGCGAGGCACGAGAAAGUUUGGCUGCAGUAG
Molecule: messenger RNA, 993 nt
Organism: Peronospora matthiolae
Lineage: Eukaryota; Oomycota; Peronosporomycetes; Peronosporales; Peronosporaceae
Source: the annotation of a GenBank genome assembly